CGUGCCUUGCGCAGCUCCGGGAGCGGCGGCGCGGCCGGGCCGGGGCUGCGGAGCUCCCCCGCCCGCGGCGGGCCAUGGAGCCGCUCCCCGGGCGGCGGUGGCAGAAGGUGCUGUACGAGCGCCAGCCUUUCCCCGAUAACUACGUGGACCAGCGGUUCCUGGAGGAGCUGCGGAAGAACGUGCACGCCCGGCAGUACCGGUACCAGGCCGUGGUGUUCCAGUCGGGAGCGGUGGUGCAGCAGCUGUGCAGCGUCUGCGUCUUCGUGCUCACCUGGUGGUACAUGGACGCCGGGAUGCUGAGCCCGCAGGGGCUUUUCGGAGCGGCCCUGGUGUCCUCCCUGCUCGGCUACGUCCUGUUUGACGCCGUGGACGGCGGGGCCGGGCGCUGGGCGAGCGGGCGGACGCGCUGGGCUGACCUCAAGAGCACGCUGGUGUUCGCCGCCUUCACCUACGGCUUCUCGCCCGUGCUGAAGACGCUGACCGAGUCCAUCAGCACGGACACCAUCUACGCCAUGUCGGCCCUCAUGCUCCUGGGUCACCUCAUCUUCUUCGACUACGGCGCCAACGCCGCCAUCGUGUCCAGCACGCUGUCCCUCAACAUGGCCAUCUUCGCCUCGGUGUGCCUGGCCUCGCGCCUGCCCCGCGCCCUGCACGCCUUCGUCAUGGUGACCUUCGCCAUGCAGAUGUUCGCGCUGUGGCCCAUGCUGCAGAAGAAGCUGAAGGCGCGGACGCCGCGCUGCUACGUGGGGGUCACGGUGCUCUUUGCGCUGGCGGCGCUGGCCGGGCUGGCCACCGUGUCCAGCGUGGGCGCCGUGCUCUUCGCCUCCCUGCUGCUCGCCAUCUCCUGCCUCUGCCCCUACUGCCUCAUCCGCCUGCAGCUGCUCAAGGACAACAUCCACGGGCCGUGGGACGAGGCUGAGAUCAAGGAGGACCUCUCCAGGUUCCUCAUGGAGGCCUGGCCCAGUGCGAAGGUCCCGGCUGGGGGAGGACACCCGAGCCAAUAAAGUCUCUCCCGCAGCAGC
This is a messenger RNA of Ficedula albicollis (Collared flycatcher), 1022 nucleotides long. It is a transcript of the gene PIGC, whose product is annotated as phosphatidylinositol glycan anchor biosynthesis class C. The transcript has 2 exons. Gene Ontology annotation, cellular component: membrane; glycosylphosphatidylinositol-N-acetylglucosaminyltransferase (GPI-GnT) complex. Gene Ontology annotation, biological process: GPI anchor biosynthetic process. NCBI's taxonomy places the organism in Eukaryota, Metazoa, Chordata, Aves, Passeriformes, Muscicapidae. The record is from RefSeq and is a predicted model, not a curated record. Bases 75 to 1004 code for a protein of 309 amino acids.